AUGACGCCAGCCCCACGCCUGCUCCUCGCACACGUAGGGCGCUGUGUACCCGGCCGCGCGGCGCUCGUGGUGGCAGCAGUGCCCGAGGUGGAGCGAGAGCGGCGGGGUUACGGCGUCGCGGCCACCUGCGCUCGCUGCCGCAGCUUCCCUGCUGCUCCGUGUCGUCGCCCUUCACUGGAGCACUUCAAGCAGGAAUUAAUGCCGGGAAGUCGGAUGUACUGCGUAUGUCAGGCGAUUGCAGCAGUCCCUAAACGAAUUAGACCACAGCUAGCCAAAGAGAAGAUUGAAGGAUGCCAUAUUUGUACAUCCGUCACGCCUGGAGAGCCUCAGGUGUUCCUGGGGAAAGACAAGGCCUUCACUUUCGACUACGUGUUCAACAUUGACUCUCAGCAAGAAGAAAUCUAUAUACAGUGUAUCGAAAAAUUGAUUGAAGGUUGUUUUGAAGGAUAUAAUGCCACUGUCUUUGCAUAUGGCCAAACAGGUGCUGGGAAAACAUACACCAUGGGAACUGGAUUUGAUGUCAACAUUACAGAGGAGGAACAGGGCAUUAUAUCACGUGCUGUUAAGCAUCUUUUUAGAUGUAUUGAAGAAAAAAAACAAGCUGCUAUUAAUCAAGGACUCCCACCUCCAGAUUUUAAAGUGAAUGCACAGUUCUUGGAGCUUUACAAUGAAGAAAUUCUUGACCUGUUUGAUACCACACGUGAUAUUGAUGCAAAGAAUAAAAAAUCGAAUAUCAAAAUACAUGAAGAUUCGGCUGGAGGUAUUUAUACAGUGGGAGUUACAACCCGCACUGUGAAUGGAGAAUCGGAGAUGAUGCAAUGCCUGAAGCUGGGCGCUUUGUCUCGAACCACUGCCAGUACUCAGAUGAAUGUUCAGAGCUCGCGGUCUCAUGCUAUCUUUACCAUCCACUUAUGUCAAACCAGAGUUUGCCCUGCGUUUAACACUGAUAAUGCCACAGAUAACAGGAUAAUAUCUGAAUCCUCUCAGAUGAAUGAGUUUGAAACUCUUACUGCCAAGUUUCAUUUUGUUGAUCUAGCAGGAUCUGAAAGGCUGAAGCGAACGGGAGCCACAGGAGAAAGGGCAAAGGAAGGCAUUUCCAUCAACUGUGGAUUACUGGCACUUGGCAAUGUAAUAAGUGCACUGGGAGAUAAAAGUAAGAAGGCAACUCAUGUACCAUAUAGAGAUUCAAAACUUACAAGACUCCUUCAAGAUUCUCUUGGGGGAAACAGUCAAACCCUCAUGAUAGCGUGCGUGAGCCCUUCGGAUCGAGACUUCAUGGAAACCUUGAACACACUGAAGUAUGCCAAUCGGGCACGAAACAUCAAGAACAAGGUGAUGGUUAAUCAGGAUAGGGCUAGUCAACAAAUAAAUGCUUUGCGCAGCGAGAUUACACGGCUGCAGAUGGAACUCAUGGAAUACAAAACAGGCAAGAGGAUUAUAGAUGAAGAAGGUGUUGAAAGCAUCAAUGACAUGUUUCAUGAAAAUGCUAUGCUGCAAACUGAGAACAACAACCUGCGUGUGAGAAUUAAAGCAAUGCAGGAGACCAUUGACGCGCUGCGAGCCAGAAUAACGCAGCUUAUGAGCGACCAGGCCAACCAAGUGCUAGCAAGAGCAGGUGAAGGAAAUGAAGAAAUUAGCAACAUGAUUCAUAAUUAUAUCAAGGAAAUUGAAGAUCUCAGAGCAAAAUUAUUAGAAAGUGAAGCAGUCAAUGAAAAUCUUCGACGCAAUUUGUCAAGAGCUUCAACACGAGCCACGUACUUUGGUGGACCAUCAGCAUUUUCUACUUCUAUGCUUUCUUCAGAGAAAGAGACAAUGGAAAUUCUAGAUAUAGCCAAGAAAGAUCUAGAAAAAUUGAAAAAAAAGGAAAGGAAAAAGAAAAAGAGGCUACAGAAACUUGAGGAAAGCAGUCAAGAAGAAAGAAGUGUUAGAGAGGAGAGCACAGACAAUGAGCAGGAGAAGAAAGAUGAAAAAGGCACUUCGGAAAGAGAGAAUAAUGAUCUGGAAGCAGAGGAAAUUCAGGAAGUAAGUGAUCAUGAGGAUGAAGAAGAGGAGGAAGAUGAGGAUGAAGAUGACAUGGAAGUUGUUGAAAGCUCAGAUGAAUCAGAUUCUGACUCUGAUGAAAAAGAAAAUUACCAAGCUGACUUGGCCAAUAUCACCUGUGAAAUUGCCAUUAAGCAAAAACUGAUAGAUGAGCUAGAAAACAGCCAGCGAAGACUGCAAACCCUAAAAAAGCAGUAUGAGGAGAAACUAAUGAUGCUACAACACAAGAUUCGAGACACUCAACUUGAAAGAGAUCAGGUUCUUCAAAAUUUGGGUUCUGUGGAGACCUAUUCAGAAGAAAAAGCAAAAAAAAUUAAGUCAGAAUAUGAGAAGAAACUCCAAGCCAUGAAUAAAGAAUUGCAGAGACUUCAAACAGCUCAAAAGGAACAUGCACGUUUGCUUAAAAAUCAGUCUCAAUAUGAAAAGCAACUGAAAAAACUGCAGCAGGAGGUGACAGAGAUGAAGAAAACCAAGGUUCGCUUGAUGAAACAAAUGAAAGAAGAGCAGGAAAAAGCUAGAAUGACUGAAUCUAGAAGAAACAGAGAGAUUGCACAGCUCAAAAAGGAACAGCGCAAGCGAGAGCAUCAGCUCAAGCUUCUGGAAGCUCAGAAAAGAAAUCAGGAAGUUAUCCUGCGGCGCAAAACAGAAGAGGUUACAGCCCUUCGUCGGCAAGUAAGGCCUCUGUCUGACAGAGUGGCAGGGAAAGUGAGUCGAAAACUGAGUCUGCCUGACCAUCCUGUUCAAGAACCAAGUUCUAGUUCAUCUGUUGAGUACGAUGGCUCAAGAACAGUGGCACAGCAGAAGAUGAGAAUUCCUGUUGCAAGAGUCCAGGCAUUAUCUGUAACUGCAACAAAUGGAACAGCAAAGAAAUAUCAGCGGAAAGCCGUGACAAGCAGAGUUUACUCCUCAAAAGCAGCCAGGAUGAAGUGGCAGUUACUUGAACGAAGAGUGACUGAUAUCAUUAUGCAGCGGAUGACCAUUUCCAAUAUGGAAGCAGAUAUGAACAGGUUGCUUACGCAACGUGAAGAACUUACAAAAAGAAGAGAAAAGCUUUCAAAGAAAAGGGAGAAGUUCAUCAAGGAAGGAGGUAGCAGUGAAGCAGACAGAAAUGUCCAGAAUAUUAACGAAGAGAUGGAAUCACUAACUGCGAAUAUAGACUACAUUAAUGACAGCAUUUCUGACUGCCAAGCAAACAUUAUGCAAAUGGAAGAAGCAAAGGAAGAAGGAGAGACCUUGGAUGUAACAGCAGUGAUCAAUGCUUGCACUUUGACAGAAGCUCGAUAUUUGCUUGAUCACUUCCUCACAAUGGGCAUCAAUAAGGGUCUGCAAGCAGCCCAGAAAGAAGCUCAGAUUAAAGUUCUUGAAGGACGUCUUAAGCAGACAGAAAUUACUAGUGCCACGCAAAACCAACUGCUAUUUCAUAUGCUGAAAGAAAAAGCAGAGUUAAAUCCUGAGCUCGAUGCUUUGCUGGGUCAUGCGUUGCAAGACCUAGAUAGCAUACCACUGGAAAAUUUGGAAGAUAGUACCGAUGAGGAUGCCCCGCUGCAUAGCCCUGGGGCAGAAGGGAGUUCAUUGUCUUCAGAUCUCAUGAAGCUUUGUGGUGAAGUCAAGCCCAAAAGCAAGGCUCGCCGAAGGACCACGACCCAGAUGGAGCUGCUGUUAGGCUCCGACGUUAGUGCUACAGACUCUGCUUUGCCCGGCCCUCUUGCGGCUGUUUCAGAAACCCAGGAGAGUGGGAUGGCUGCUGACACAAACGAUACUUCUGCUAGGGACAGAGAGUUUAUUCCCCCAUCGUCUGGCUUACCUUCUAAGAUAGGCAGCAUUUCUAGACAGUCGUCUCUAUCAGAGAAGAAGAUACCUGAACCUUCACCUUUAGCAAAGAGAAAAGCCUAUGAGAAAACAGUGGAAAAGACAAAGGCCAAAGAACAAAAACUGUCUGAUGAAAGUGAUUCCUCUCUGUCGGAGGUACACAGGGGGAUAAUUAACCCUUUCCCUGCUUCAAAAUACAUCCGAUCUUCCCCACUUCAGUGUAUCUAUACAGCUGAGGGACACACCAAGGCCGUGCUUUGUGUUGAUGCAACUGAUGAUCUUCUCUUCACUGGUUCUAAAGAUCGUACUUGUAAAGUCUGGAAUCUGGUAACAGGACAAGAGAUUAUGUCUCUUGGGGGUCAUCCCAAUAACGUGGUUUCUAUAAAAUAUUGCAACUACACUAGCUUGGUUUUCACUGUCUCAACUUCCUAUAUCAAGGUGUGGGACAUCAGAGAUUCUGCUAAGUGUAUUAGGACACUGACGUCUUCAGGACAAGCGAUGCCGGGUGAUGUGUGUUCAGGAAGUACUAACAGGACAGUCACUAUCCCCGCUGGAGAGAACCAGAUCAAUCAGAUUGCACUAAAUCCAACUGGCACUUUCCUCUAUGCAGCUGCUGGAAACUCAGUGCGGAUGUGGGACCUGAAGAGAUUUCAGUCUACGGGAAAACUAACUGGUCACCUGGGCCCUGUUAUGUGCCUUACUGUGGACCGAAUUUCCAAUGGGCAAGAUCUUAUUGUCACGGGCUCAAAGGAUCAUUAUAUAAAGAUGUUCGAUGUAACUGAAGGUGCUUUAGGAAGUGUAAGUCCUACACACAAUUUUGAACCUCCUCAUUAUGAUGGCAUUGAAGCACUUGCUAUAAUGGGAGACAAUCUUUUCAGUGGCUCCAGAGACAAUGGGAUUAAGAAAUGGGAUUUGGCUCAAAAAGACCUUCUCCAGCAAGUUCCCAAUGCUCACAAGGACUGGGUCUGCGCCCUGGGCCCGGUGCCCGGCGCGCCGGUGCUGCUCAGCGGCUGCAGGGGAGGCCUGGUGAAGCUCUGGAACGUGGAGACCUUCGCGCCCAUUGGGGAGCUCAGGGGCCACGACAGCCCCAUCAAUGCAAUCUGCACCAACUCCAGCCACAUAUUCACUGCAGCAGAUGACCGGACUGUGAGGAUCUGGAAAGCCCGAAAUGUAAUGGAUGGGCAGAGCUCGGACACUGGAGAUGCAAGUGAAGAUCUUGCCAGUAAUUGAAAUAAUGGGUAGAA
Messenger RNA from Tinamus guttatus (white-throated tinamou), 5093 nucleotides. NCBI's taxonomy places the organism in Eukaryota, Metazoa, Chordata, Aves, Tinamiformes, Tinamidae. The record is from RefSeq and is a predicted model, not a curated record.